Messenger RNA from Chenopodium quinoa (quinoa), 825 nucleotides. Its product is annotated as DNA repair protein XRCC3 homolog. Lineage: Eukaryota; Viridiplantae; Streptophyta; Magnoliopsida; Caryophyllales; Amaranthaceae. The coding region runs from base 1 to 825 and encodes 274 amino acids. The transcript has a single exon. The record is from RefSeq and is a predicted model, not a curated record. Gene Ontology annotation, molecular function: four-way junction DNA binding; ATP binding; ATP-dependent DNA damage sensor activity. Gene Ontology annotation, cellular component: replication fork; Rad51C-XRCC3 complex. Gene Ontology annotation, biological process: resolution of mitotic recombination intermediates; t-circle formation; double-strand break repair via synthesis-dependent strand annealing.
AUGGGCUUUUACACUGACGGACUCAUUGCCAAUGAAAUAAAAUUGGACCUUAUUCCAUUGAAAGAAGAUUAUAUCUUUGAAAAAAUGAAACAAAAAUGUCGAACCAAAUGUGAAAGAGUAGACUUUAUGCUUGAAGGGGGAAUUUGUACCGGUGAAGUCACUGAAAUUUUUGGUGAAUCCGGGGUGGGCAAAACUCAGAUUUGUUUGCAGAUGCUGUUGAUGUGUCUUUUGUAUCCGGGGGAUGGUGGUCUCUAUGGAUCAUCGAUAUACAUACAAGCAUGUCCGGUUUUCCCGGCUCAACGACUACACAGUCUUAGUGUGCAUUUGUGUCCUUCCCAAAAUAUUGAUGAAAACCUACUUAGCUUAGUACACGUUAAAAAAAUUGAUAAUGUUGACCAGAUAUUUCUAGUUCUUAACCAAGUGGAGUUGAUGGUGAUUAACUCCCAUGAAGGAUGUAGGAACACAAAGGUUGUUGUUCUUUAUUCAAUAGCGUAUUUGUUUAGGCAUGAGCACGACAACACAUAUUAUGGCUUUAUGGAGCGUAAACGAAUGUUACAGGCUGUAGCACGGAAAAUUAAAGAAAUAGCAAGUAAGUAUAAUCUUGUGUUUAUAGUGGUUAACGAGGCUAUUGAUGUAUUUGACAACAACGGUAGCCGGGAAGCCCUAAGCACGUACAGUUCGGGGGGAGAAAUAAAGGCAUCGCUUGGCAGUUCGUGGGAAAGUUUGAUUCGGAACAAAAUGUUUAUUUCCCACCAGUAUGACAUUAACACAAAAUCAUGGUAUCGAGAAUUGACGGUGUUAAAGAGUACAAACAUGUCACUAUAA